Phragmites australis (common reed) is the source of this 1072-nucleotide messenger RNA. Its product is annotated as small ribosomal subunit protein eS1-like. The record is from RefSeq and is a predicted model, not a curated record. Gene Ontology annotation, biological process: translation. The transcript has 6 exons. NCBI's taxonomy places the organism in Eukaryota, Viridiplantae, Streptophyta, Magnoliopsida, Poales, Poaceae. Gene Ontology annotation, molecular function: structural constituent of ribosome. The coding region runs from base 87 to 878 and encodes 263 amino acids. Gene Ontology annotation, cellular component: cytosol; ribosome.
UCCACCCCGAGUGGCAAAACCCACCCGAGGCAGCGCCGCCAGCCACUCCACCUCCCGAGCACCAAGCACCGGCGGCAGCGGCAGCCAUGGCGGUCGGCAAGAACAAGCGCAUCUCCAAGGGGAAGAAGGGAGGGAAGAAGAAGACCGUCGAUCCGUUCGCCAAGAAGGACUGGUACGACAUCAAGGCCCCGUCGGUGUUCAGCGUGCGCAACGUCGGCAAGACCCUCGUGUCUAGGACACAGGGUACCAAGAUUGCCUCCGAUGGUUUGAAGCACAGAGUUUUUGAGGUCUCCUUGGCUGAUCUCCAGAAUGAUGAGGAUCAGGCUUACAGGAAGAUCAGACUUCGCGCGGAAGAUGUACAAGGGAGGAAUGUGCUCACAAACUUUUGGGGCAUGGAUUUCACCACUGACAAGCUCAGGUCACUGGUGAGGAAGUGGCAGACGCUCAUCGAGGCUCACGUCGAUGUUAAGACCACUGAUAGUUACAUGCUCCGCCUGUUCUGCAUCGGCUUCACCAAGAGACGUCCCAACCAAGUAAAGCGCACUUGCUACGCGCAGGCUAGCCAGAUCCGACAGAUUCGCCGCAAGAUGGUUGAGAUCAUGGCAAGCCAAUCCUCUACCUGUGACUUGAAGGAGCUGGUAUCAAAGUUCAUCCCUGAAGUCAUUGGCAAGGAGAUUGAGAAGGCGACAUCAAGCAUCUUCCCUCUCCAGAAUGUGUUCAUCCGCAAGGUCAAGAUCCUGAAGGCCCCCAAAUUCGAUCUGGGAAAACUCAUGGAGGUCCAUGGUGACUAUAAGGAGGAUGUUGGUGUGAAGCUGGAAAGGCCUACCGAAGGAGAUGAGGCCAUGGCGGGACAGGAGGUUGCUGCUACGGCUGAGUAGAGAAAGUCCUGUCACUAUUUUCUUCUUAUUUAGAAGAUAUAUGUACUACCACCUAUCUAGGUGGGUGACAUGAACUUCGUAGUCAAGUUUUGAUGCCUGCUUUCCUGAACACUUUGUUGAGACCUAUCCAGUGGCGGCUUGAUUUCAUAAGAAAAUCGAAUGUUUCAAGGGUACCGUGGUUCUUUUUUUCUUAA